GGCCGCGACUUCUCUUUUGAUGACUGUGGCCGAGCCUUCACCUGCCUGCCCGCAGAGGAGCCCGGUGCCUCGGCCGAAGCUCUUGUCUGCAACCUGGACAGUCUGCUGGAGACCAUGACACACCGGCUCUGUGUGGGCUCCCCGCCCGGUGUGUGGGUCUGCAGCACUGACAUGCUCCUCACCGUGCCCUCAGCACCAGAGAUCGACUGGGAUGGCUUCCAGGGCGUCAGAGUGAUCGCUGUGCCCGGGAGCCAGGCGUAUGCCAGGAACCAUGGGGUCUACCUCACGGAUGAGCAGGGGAUGGUGCAGGACAUCAUCUACAAAGGCACAGAAGCCCAGAUCCAGCGGUGUGCAGGGCCUGACGGUACCGUCCCACUGCUCUCCCUCUUCUUCGACAUCGUGCUCUGCAUGGCAGGGGGGGUGACAGAAGAGGAGUUUGUGAAGGGUGGCAGCGAUGCGACCUGCGUCCCUGACGCGUCCUACGACUACAUGACCACCUCUGCGAGCGACCACAUCCGCAGCCUGACGCUCCUGCCCGGUUCUGCCAGCCACCUCCGCUUCUGCAAAACGGCCUAUUCCCACGUGGAU
Messenger RNA from Apaloderma vittatum (bar-tailed trogon), 588 nucleotides. RefSeq names its product fucokinase (gene FCSK). Gene Ontology annotation, biological process: GDP-L-fucose salvage. The record is from RefSeq and is a predicted model, not a curated record. NCBI's taxonomy places the organism in Eukaryota, Metazoa, Chordata, Aves, Trogoniformes, Trogonidae. The annotation marks the transcript as partial. The transcript is spliced from 6 exons. Gene Ontology annotation, molecular function: fucokinase activity.